GAUAUAAGCCAACAAAUCAUUUGAUUGUCGACUUGAAGUUCAUUUCUGGUAAUUAUUCUGCUACUGCAGAUCAGCAUUCGCUUCGGUCCGGUUUUUGUCACUGCGCCUUCGCAUUUACAACGUGUUGCAAGCCAAAGGGCUAUAAUUCGGCCUUUUGUUAACAUCAUGUCCCAGCAGCGCGGGCCAAUUGAAAGUUCAACAGAUACGAGCUAGGGCAACGUACCAAGACAUCACUUAAGUCGUACCAUUGCCAGACAAAAAUACAUGUUACUUUUAAGUAUUGAUGUAAAACACUGGUUAAAGACCCUUGGAUAAGCCUCAAAAUCAGCCUCAAAAUCUAGGCAUCUAGAAGGGAUUCACCAACAAAAUAUCCAAGUAAAUCGAAGCUAUGCUUUUGAUCACAUCAUUAUACACAAUGUUUUGCCGCCUUACCUUUGGUUCAGAUGUCUAAAGUAACACGCUGAUGCUGGUAUUGAUCCGUACUCAAACAGUUGUGGAGCCGCCGUCUUUUAAACGUGGUCUUGUAGACGGGACCGGAAAGGAACUACUUCAGGUUCCGGGUUGAUUUGGCGGGAAAGACAGACCAUCGGACCUGUUAGAGACCGUUUGUUUUCAGACUGAUGUUACCAUGGACCUAAUAAGGAAUGAAGAAUUAAAGACCUAUUAGGCAAGGCAAGGCAAGGCAACUUUAUUUAUAUAGCACUUUUCAUACUCAAGGCAGACUCAAAGUGCUUCACAUAUAAACAUUGUCAUACAAUUAAAUUAAAUAAUAGAUAAGUAAAAGAAAAACAUAUGCAAAGAAAUGGGUAAAAUAGAAAGUUAAAAAGGCAUUUUAGUAUUAAAAUAGAAAAUAAAGGCAAAGUUAAAAAAGCUUUUUAGAAAGUGCAAUGUAUUUAAGAUUUAGCAGAAAGCUAUAGCAAACAUAAAAGUCUUCAGUCUUGUUUUAAAGGUGCUCAGAGUUGGGGCAAGUCUUAAAUCCUCUGGGAGUUUAUUCCAGCUAUUUGUUGCAUAGUAACUAAAUCCUGCUUCCCCAUGUUUUGUGUUUACUCUGGGGAUAAUUAACAGAUUGGUCUCAGAGCUUCUUAGUGGUCUAGAAGGCUGAUGUAGUGCAGGAUGUAAAGCAAUCGAAACUGUCAGUCAUCUACAUAAAGUACAUUUUUUAAAAAGACUAGAUUUUAAAGGAAUAUAGGCAUUCCUUAGCAUCUCGUCUAUUUGGUGGCACCAGAAGUUUAGUUCCAGAAUAUCUGCAUUGCAAAGUAUGAAACAGGUUUCUCCUCUCACCGUCAAGUAGACUUACUAAAGAAGGCUAUACUUAAUUUGAAUAAGAUGUUAAAUUAUUUAGUAUUGUGCAUCCUGCUUUCAAUUAAAGUUACAAAAUAUAAACAGCUAAAAUUAUAAGAAAACAUGUCCCAUGAGAUAUUGCACAAUGGUACGCUAGAUGGCGCCACGGCCCAGAAAUCUUGCUAUGCUUCGCUGACUGAGUAAAACGAAGAAGGAAGAAUAGAGGUUGUAGAAGAAGAGUUUAUGUGUUUACUUUCGGUGUUGUUGUUUGGACUAUACUGUAUAAAUCCCAUGUAUCCCAUGCAAUUCUUAACAAUUUGGAUUCACCAUGACCUUGAAUAUGUAUAAUCUAUUUGGGGACACCGAGGCGGGAUUACGUUUUUGUGAACCAAGCAAGCAGAAUAAACCAGUUUAACCACGGGUCAGUUCCAACUUCCCCUACACUCUUUAAGUCUUGUAUGUACUGUACCACUACACAUAUCUUCGUCUUUCGAAACACGACACGAUGCAUUCUGUGAAGGAGCAGUACAGGGACAUAAACCCCGUGACGGUGAACGUUAUAGAAGCGAACGUCACGUCGAGUCUGUACUGCGGCGCGGUCCACGGGCUCGAUGCCCCUGGUGCUGAUCUAGUCGAAGCCUUUCUCGUAGAACUGUAUCGCUGCAGGGUGUGUCAGUUCACAAGCAGCCUGAAGAGCAGCAUCAAGACCCAUUUGCUGAAUUCCCAUGACGACCUGCCUCCCGCGAUGGCCUCCUCCGGCUUUGAGGAAGAGGAAGCUGUAGUGAUGGAGCAAAUAGCCCCCCGCACCCCCGACUCUCCCUAUCACCUGGAACUCGAGCUCACGUCCGAGUCCAAUCACAGUGACGAUGACCCCAUGGAUCACAUGGGUCUGGACCGCAUGUCCUUCCUGCUGCCCAUGUACGGCAUUCUGCCCAGCAUGAGUCCACGAUCAUGUGACAUGGGCAUGAGUUCGAACUGUGACGGUGGUCUUCAAGUGGCGGAGACCUGUGAGGUCAGCACUCUGUUUGAGGAUGAAGAUGACGAAGAGGAGGAGGAGGAGGAGGGGGCAGAUGGAGAGGAGCCCACCAUCUUCCAACUGAAGGCCUCCUGCCCCCUGGUCCGCCCACCCAACCAGCUGGACGACCAGCUGGCCCAGUCCGCCCACCUCAUGACCCUGGGGCUCUGCCGGAUCUCCAAGACCCCCAACGUGUCCACUCCCCCGGCUCAGGUGCCCGCUUCUGUGCUGGAUGACAAGGUGGCCCCGCCUGCGUCCGCGGACCCGCUGGGCUCCAGAGGGCCAGCUGGCCAACAGGGGGUGAAGGCAGAGGAGAGGCCGGCCAGCGGAGGGUGUCGACGGUGUGGCCGGAGAAUGAGGAGGCAGGGGAAGACGAAGAGCGGCAAGACGCAGAGCUGCCGUGCGUGCCAGCGCUCCGAUAGAACCCAGCACGCCGGUGACGUGCGAGCACCUCACAGACACUCACAGACACUCACCGCUACCGCACAAAGCACCAAGGCAGCUGCUGAGCACCACACGCACACACCCAACGCGCAGAGAGCUGGCAAGGGCAAGCGACACACAUUGAGCAUACAGUCGUCAGGAACACACACAGAGGGCACACGGACAGACCGCACACGCACGCCAAAGGCAUUCGCGUGCAGCCGCGACGCAUGGCUGAGCGGUGUGUUCUGUGACUACAAAGGUGCAGCGGUUGUCACACACAAAACUGAGGAGGAAAUCGAUCGCCGCCUCUCACCAAGACUGACAGACACACCUUCUUCUUACCAACCAACCAGUAGGGGGCGGAGCCACAAUGGGGCAGAAUCCACCCAACCUCACAGGACCAGGAAGCAGAGCAGAAGCCCAGAGGGGAACACGGGAUCGAAGAAGAAAGCCCCCAAGGAGACCAUUGGUCGAAGGGACCUGUGCUGUCUGCUCUGUGACAGGAAGUUCUGCAGCAGGCUGACCCUGCGUCGUCACAUGGGCAUCCACCAGGGUAGCAAGCCUUACAGCUGCCAGCUGUGCCCCUACCGCAGCCGCCUCAAGGCCUCCCUGCUGCAGCACAACCGCAUCCACACAGGGGAGAAACCGUUCCAGUGUCCUGACCCGGGCUGUUCCUACGCCUCCAUUGACCGCAGCUCCCUGCUGCGUCACUCCCGCACACACACACAGCAGAAACCCUACCACUGUCAGCACUGCUCCUAUAGCUGCAUACAGAAGAAGUGUCUGGACCUCCACGCCCGCCGCCACCACACGGGCGAGUCGUUCCCAUGCCAACAGUGUCCGUACUCCAGUCCGGAUCGCCAGCUCCUUCUGCGACACGUGCAACGGCACCACUUACCCCUCGCAGCGUUACCAUGACAACCCUCACAACGACUUUAAACCACAACCCAUAGUGAUUGCAGUUUUUAUACACGUCACAGGUCGCUAGGACGUGACCAGUACAACCACAACUAGAUUUUUGUAUAUUUUCUUUAAUAAAAU
Messenger RNA from Gadus chalcogrammus (walleye pollock), 3763 nucleotides. RefSeq names its product zinc finger protein 354B-like. Gene Ontology annotation, cellular component: nucleus. The record is from RefSeq and is a predicted model, not a curated record. Bases 1787 to 3640 code for a protein of 617 amino acids. The transcript has 7 exons. Gene Ontology annotation, biological process: regulation of gene expression. NCBI's taxonomy places the organism in Eukaryota, Metazoa, Chordata, Actinopteri, Gadiformes, Gadidae.